AUGGCCGAGCCAGCGCCGGAGCCGGGGCGCGUGUGGAGGGUGCUCGCCCUGUGCGGGGCCGCCGUGUUCCUGGCGGCGGCGGCGGCCGGCGGGGCGCUGGUGGCCUGGAAUCUGGCUGCCUCGACAGCCCGGCGGCCUCGCUGUCCGGAGCUGGGGGCCAACGCCACGGCGGCGCCCUGGGACCCGGCGCCCGAGGUCGAAGAGCUGCAGCGCCGGCUGGCAGAGGCUGCCCAACGCGAGGAAGCCCUGGCCGGGCAGCUGGACCUGGCCGAGGGUGUCCGUCGGGAGUUGGAGGAGGCACUCAGAGCCUGCGAGGGACGCCAGGGUGCCCUUCCAGAUGACUUCGUGGAGGAUGAACACCUACCAGCUUUCCUCUGA
Molecule: messenger RNA, 378 nt
Organism: Cynocephalus volans (Philippine flying lemur)
Lineage: Eukaryota; Metazoa; Chordata; Mammalia; Dermoptera; Cynocephalidae
Product: coiled-coil domain-containing protein 194-like
Exons: 2
Coding region: 1-378 (125 amino acids)
Source: RefSeq, a predicted model, not a curated record